This is a messenger RNA of Pollicipes pollicipes, 1771 nucleotides long. RefSeq names its product heparan sulfate 2-O-sulfotransferase pipe-like. Lineage: Eukaryota; Metazoa; Arthropoda; Thecostraca; Pollicipedomorpha; Pollicipedidae. The record is from RefSeq and is a predicted model, not a curated record. Gene Ontology annotation, cellular component: membrane. The transcript has 4 exons. Bases 1 to 519 code for a protein of 172 amino acids. Gene Ontology annotation, molecular function: sulfotransferase activity.
AUGGUCGGCUAUGAAUUCACCCACAGUCGGCUGGUGGAGGGCUUCAGGCCGCCUCCGGGCGCCGAGCCGGCCGGCCAGACGCCAACUCUGGAGCAGUGCCUGCGGGACGGCCGGCCCGAGUGCACCUUCCUGAACGGCCACCAGUACCCGGAGCUGGCCGUGCCCUUCUUCUGCGGACACGACAGCGAGUGCACGCGGCACAACUCGCGCUGGGCGCUGGAGCGAGCCAAGCGCACAGUGGAGCGCCGCUUCGUUACAGUGGGGGUGCUGGAAGACAUGAACACCACGCUGGCCGUGGCCGAAACGCUGCUGCCCAGGUUCUUCUCCGGCGCCUGGGACCGCUUCUUCAUCGACCUCGUCGGCCAGAUCGGGGAUUCCAUGCUGAUACGGCCGCGUGGCGAGCUCUCCAGCAAGGCGCGGAGCCAGCUGAGGGCUAACCUGACCACCGAGUACGAGUUCUACGAGUUCGUGCUGCGCCGAGUCGAGCAGCAGUACAACGCAUUCGUGCUGGGGUCCUAGCGCUGCGGCACGUCUGCCUCCUGAGCGCACCAGGUGCCCCCACCGGAGCCGCGGCGGUGCACUGCCGGGCGCCCGGCUGCUGAUCACGUCCGCGGGCGGGCUGGCUGGAGACGGCCGCUCCGCCACCGUCACCGGGCGACGAACGGACGCAGAUCCAGCCGAGAGGCUUCAGAUCCGGCCCAGCAGAUCCGAGCGGCUGCUGGUCCGGGGCGUGUGGGUGUGUGCGUGAGAACGCCCGGUGUCAGCCUGGAGCACGGAUCGACACCGGCGCCGGUCAGUGCCGAGCUACGCCGCCGGCCCCGGUGAGCACGGCCGGUCUGACGGCCGGUCUGAGCGUGCGGCUGCCGCCGUCUGCCAGCUGCGGGGCAGCUGUCUGGGCUCACACGGCGUCGGCCGGCGACCACGGCGGUCUGGGGGGACCUGCCACGGGGCAGAGCUACCGACCACGGCGGUCUGGAGGAUCCUGCCACGGGGCAGAACCAUUGUCGGGAGCGUCGGACGGUCCAGCAGCGCGACAUGUGCGUCGCGGCUCACAGCGGCAGUCUAGUCUUUCAUGUCAAUAUGGACGUGCUGGUUUUGGUUGGCUAUGACGGACGACGCCCUCUAUUGUUUAUCAUGUUAGAGCUGACUGCGAUUUGCGUGUGCGUGUGGGUGUGUGAGGACAGUCGGUGUGAUUCAUAUGCCAAACGUUUCGUUACUGUGAUCCUACAACGACAUUUGUGGCAUGACUUUUGCCGUUUGUUGGCUGAUGUGUAUGGAUAACAUUUCGAGGUCUACCUGCGAGCGCCAGUGAUCAGGCCCUUGAUGCAACUGAAGUCUGGUGGUCAAGAUGUACUUCGCCAUUAAUGGGUGCGAAUGAUGUCAGAAGGAAUCAACGUUUCUGAUUGGCAGAACAGAUGGUGUUUGGCAUCCAGCGAUAAGUGCAUUGUUGGUGGAAGUUUGAAUAUGUGCGUCAAUUCACCAAGUGAUGUGGCGCUGGUAGACACCUGCUUUGUCAACACAGCAUGUUUGCCAGUCAAAAUUUCAUUCAAAAAGAGUCACUAUGCUAAACGCCAUAUGGAGUAAAUCAGAACAGCAGCAUAAACAUUCAUUGCAUUCGCGUGGAUAUUGCAUCAUAUUUGUACACCGUCCUCCACAAUAAAUAAUUUCAAGGUCUUAUGACACUUAUCGCACAAGCGACUCAACUGAUUAGUGCAUUGCAAUCAUGACAAACAAGGCAUGAUUGUAAAAGCAAAGGGAAUGAAGGUCGUUA